This is a messenger RNA of Cannabis sativa, 1276 nucleotides long. RefSeq names its product pentatricopeptide repeat-containing protein At4g21190. The record is from RefSeq and is a predicted model, not a curated record. The transcript has 7 exons. The coding region runs from base 306 to 1109 and encodes 267 amino acids. NCBI's taxonomy places the organism in Eukaryota, Viridiplantae, Streptophyta, Magnoliopsida, Rosales, Cannabaceae. Gene Ontology annotation, molecular function: protein binding.
UCGUUGCCUAGUACCAUAUAAUACUGUUACAAUUUUGAGCCUUUAUUUAGGACAAAAUUUUCACAUUUGUCUACCGUGACUUCUCUUGAUCGAGCAGAGCCACUCUCGAAUGCACACUCAGACUCAGUCAGGACCCCUCCUUUUCUCUCUCGGCAACGGCCAAAGCUACACCCGCCCGACUCCACUAAGCCACCUCACCACCACCGACUGCCCCUCCCCAGCCCCUUCCAUUUCCACUUCACUUCACCGGCUCAGACUCUUUGCAAUACAUCAGUUCAGGUCCAUCUAGACAUCAUCUGCCAGCCAUGUCCUAUAUUAUUCGCAGUUUAUCUCGGCUUGGAGUAAAUAGGGUCCGAAAUUUCAAUUAUAGCUACAGUACAAUGGUGCAAGCUGAAAUGUCUACCCAAAGGACUUCUCAGGCAUUGGUGGAGAAUCAACACAACAUCCAUUCUCCUGGUCAGUGUCUUGAUGAAGAUGACAGAGAUGCUGAAAAGCAGCGAAUCUCGAGGAAUAUUUCUAAGAGGGAGAAGGGCGAAUUUCUUGUAAAGACACUAAUUGAUCUCAAGGACAGACUGGACAAUAAGGAAUCCGUUUAUGGUGCUCUUGAUGCCUGGGUUGCUUGGGAGCAAAGCUUUCCGAUAGCAUCACUAAAAAAUGUGAUAAUUGCUCUGGAGAAGGAAGAAGAAUGGCAUAAAGUUGUCCAGGUUAUUAAGUGGAUGCUAAGCAAGGGGCAGGGAACUACAAUGGGUACAUAUGCACAGUUGAUAAAUGCUCUAGAUAUGGAUAAUAGAGUAGAUGAAGCACAUGCGUUUUGGCAGAAGAAAAUUGGCAUAGAUUUGCAUUCAGUUUCUUGGCAGUUGUGCAGACGUAUGAUAGCUAUAUACUAUCGAAACAACAUGAUGGAAAACUUGGUAAAGCUUUUCGAGGGGCUGGAAGCUUAUGAUCGUAAACCUCCGGAGAAAUCAAUAGUGCUAAGAGUAGCAAAUGCAUAUGAGCUUUUAGGCAGGGUUACAGAAAAGGAAAGAGUUCUAGAGAAGUACAAGCAUCUUUUCAUCGAAGAUAGAUCACCCAAGAAAUCACGAAAGGCAUCUUCUAUGAUAAAAAAGUAACCAUGUAGAACUCUUCUUUUGUUGCUUGAUGGUUCUUUAGUAAACCUGUGAAAGAUCAAGUAUUACCUAUUGUAAAUUUUUAUGGCUGGUGGAAGCAAAAUAAACAUAUUGUAUUUUUUUGGCAUUGAUAAUUUUAUUGGAAGGAACUAGGGCCUUUUACACUCUCA